AUGUUCUUCUUCUUUGUCUGUGGAACCCAGGACUUCUCUGGAGCCCUCAAGGGAUUUGAACAUAUUCGCGUUGUUUGUCCGGUAUGUUUACCCGCUAGUCAAAUGUGACAGUAAAUUUGUGGGGUGCUAAUUUGGCCUGUAGAGGUGUCAUAAUUCCUCCGGUCUGGCCGCCCCCAGACCUGUCUAGCGGCAAGCGGAACGCUUAGCAUGUCGAAUACUAAUAUCUAUUACUCGAGUAUAGUUGUCGCGAUUAAGCGCAGGAACUUCUUUACCUUCUGCUUCAUUCCUAUUGUCCCGAUUAGCUGGGGAGAGGUCGGUCUCCCCCAGCCCACGAUGGCGGGCGGUCCUCUGGGCGAAGGCUGACGACUGGUGUUAUGUAGGAAUUGAGAUGUAGCAUCUGCCAGUACCAUCAAUCGACGUUUGCCCCCUCGCUCUUAUUUUUGUUCCGAUGUGAGAAGCCAGAUUGGUACUGAUAGGGAGAACAGGAAUAAGGGACAGCUCACUAGCAUGCAAUCGCAGGGCGCACCAGCGGCUCCCCCCCAGUCCCACCCGCAAUAUAAGUAGACGAAGUCACAGUGCCAACGCGCUGAGCCGGGCACAUGAUGCGAUCCUAAGCGAAAGUGCUCCAGGAAACCAUCUUCUGGUGACAUUUUUUUUUCUUUUUCUUCUUCCCUCCUUUCAUGCUUGUUUUGUUUUGUUUUGUUUGGGGGCUCAAAGGAACGCGCGC
Tuber aestivum (summer truffle) is the source of this 727-nucleotide messenger RNA. NCBI's taxonomy places the organism in Eukaryota, Fungi, Ascomycota, Pezizomycetes, Pezizales, Tuberaceae. The record is from the annotation of a GenBank genome assembly.